AGUGAAUAUUAGAAGUGUUAGUUUAACCAAGCUGAAAUUGAUUUUCCAAGAGACAUUUUGAGUAGCUUUCUGUAUUAUUAUAGGUUUCCAAUCCACAUUCUGCAAUGUUCAAAAUCACCAUCAGCACUCUUUUCAUCAUUAUCAUCGCAAUUUCCUUUUCUCAUUCUGCGGAGUACUCUAAAUUAAUUUCAGAGACUAAGGAUUCAUCCUUCAAACCCAUGAAGCCAACACAAGAAAGUGAGCCCCAGGUCAUCACAGAAAAGAUGUCAGGAUCGAUUGAAACUUUAGACAGAGGAAUCUAUGCCCCAGUAAGUGAUGAAAAGGGUGUUUCAAUGCAAGAAGUGACAGUCGGUUCAUUUGACAAGAAUCCAACUAAUCUGAGACUUCUGAACGAUGAUGUUUCUAUGCCGAAACCACCUCGCGCAAGGAUACUCAGAGGAAGAAAAGUUUAUCCUGGACAGUUUGCUGAUAAGAGAAAAAACAAGAAUUGGAAAUACUGGCCAGAAUACGUGAAAAGUGGCGUCUCUCCUAGCGAUUCAAAGGUAGCUUGGAGUUACUGGGAGGCAGAUGAUAGCGAGUAUUUUCCGGGAUGGGAAGAGGAUGAAGCAGAUGACAGCAAACCUAUGACUAAAGCACCCACUACAACAACCCCAACAACUACUACGACCACUACAACGACGACUACCACAACACCAGCACCUACAACCACCACGACCACAACCACGAAGAAACCCAAAGAGAAAGGUCCUGUUUCAAUCCAUAAGCAUUUCCACUAUUUCAAGAAGGCCGCUCCAUGGAAAGGCGACAAAGGCAUGCCUACAACCAGUAUGCCCAUGCCUAUGCCCAUGCCCAUGCCAAUGCCAAUGCCAAUGCCUAUGCCUAUGCCAAUGCCCAUGGAAGAGAUGAAGGUGCCGGACGAAAUGAUGAUGGAAAUGAUGAAAGCCAUGAUGAUGAUGCCUCCCGAACCAGAAAAGAAAGGUGGACUUUCCAGUAUCUUCUCAAAACUGGCUCAUGUCGAUCCCAUCACAGUCUUAGUAGCUGGCAUAGUGCCUGCUAGCCUUAUUCUGGCUGCUGCCCUUCCAUCGGUCAUGCACAAGAUGAUGGCUAUGAAAGGAGAUCCAGCAACCAGUGCCAUGGUUCCUAUGAUUUCAACUACAGCAGUUGGAUCACCGGAUGCACCAGGGGCGCGUUCCGAAAGGGCUUCAGAUUCGAUGUCCUCGUUCAUCGAGGCCAUUGGAGAGUUUGGUAUGAAGGCCUUGGAGAAGCCACAAUGUGCAAGGAAGAUGUUUUGCGAAUUAGCUGUGGACAACAUAGUUGGCGAUUCUCCAGUUAUACAAAAAGCUGUACAUUUGGCUGCAUUGGCGAUGGAAGACUCCUGGCUUGAACAUUUGGGGGUGCGCGGAAUAAUCAAUUCUCUCAAUGAUGGAACAUGUCAACAGGUAGAUUGCGAUCAAGAUACCGAUGAGAACAAUUUCAUUCCUACCUGAGAAGUUAGUUAUCCCUGCUUCAAAAAUCUAGCCAAAGCUUGCAGAAACAUCUCAUUAUUAUUUAAGAUAACCCUUUUUUC
Molecule: messenger RNA, 1567 nt
Organism: Argiope bruennichi
Lineage: Eukaryota; Metazoa; Arthropoda; Arachnida; Araneae; Araneidae
Exons: 5
Coding region: 105-1487 (460 amino acids)
Source: RefSeq, a predicted model, not a curated record